This is a messenger RNA of Gadus chalcogrammus (walleye pollock), 2930 nucleotides long. RefSeq names its product TPA-induced transmembrane protein. The transcript has 7 exons. Bases 479 to 1228 code for a protein of 249 amino acids. The record is from RefSeq and is a predicted model, not a curated record. Lineage: Eukaryota; Metazoa; Chordata; Actinopteri; Gadiformes; Gadidae.
AGCGUUUUGCUUAUUUGUGUUGAACCGUCCAAAUAGCGGCAGUUUGAAUAGAUAAAGGGUUUAUAUGGUCAUCAUAACAACACUCAAAUUAGUUUAGAUGCAAAGUGUCACCUUUUCUAUUCCUCCCCGAUUGACCUCCCCUCACCUCCCCCCUCCUCCACUGGAGAGACAACGCCUUUGACGUAGUCAGCGAAACUUAAAGGAAUUCACCUGGCGGACCUGAAGUGUGUGAGGAGUGAGAGGAGUGCUCUGUUACCUUCACAACUUUACUACUAAAACAGUGUCAGAGGCAGGAAUUAGAAACUCUGAACAUCUGAUCGACGCGAGGAGCAGAGCAACAGCCAUUUACCUAACAAUGCUGUAACAAUGCCCUGACACUUCUGGGAACUUAUAUCGGUGACUUGGGCAACAGGAAUAGCCUACUUUCUCGGGGAGUUCCGGGUUUAUGUAACACUUCAACCAGCGUAUCGCCCGAAGCAUGAACAUGGAACUGCAGUCCUUAGGGACGAAUAGGAGCAAUGGCGAUGGAGCAGAUCAUGUGUCCGCCAGUGAGCAGGUUCAAAAUGGAUCGACCCCUGCCGAGCAGAAUCCGCUGCUCUCCCCGUAUCCUGAGAGCAAUGGAGACGCUACCAUUCGGGUCCCACCGGAUGUCUCACCCGAGUGCCGCAAGAAGAAAGUGGUUCGCGAGGUGGAGCGGUUGACGACAGCGCUCAACGCAAAGGUCUUCUGGAAGUGCAGGGUGUGGAUGACCAUCCUCUUCCUCCUCUUCUUCAUCGCAGCUGUAAUCUUCAUCUCUAUAGUCCUGUGCUCAGUCUUCCGUAAGGAUCCGGACGAUACAUUUGACCGUUCAUCCUAUGAGAUUCCUCGAGACUUCAAUGGAACCUUUCGGCUAACCAAUCAGGUGUCGGCAGAGGAGCUCCUCACCUCCUCCAAUCAGAGUCAAGUCCUGGCCUCGCAACUUCAAAAGAAGCUCUAUGGCCUCUACAGCGACUCCCCUGCUCUCGGUCGAUACUUCUCCAACGCUGAAAUCUACGACAUCAGGAACGGCUCAACGGAGGCCGUGUUCGGGCUGAGCUUCCUGCUGCCCCGCGCGGACCAGGAGCGGCUGAGGAGCUUCACGAUGAGCCGCCAGCUCGUCUACAACGUCCUGCGCCAGGCCCUCUACGACCAGGACACCAACCCCCCCGGGGCCCUGUACAUAGAGCCCAGCAGCCUCCAGAUGAACUGAGGUCUUCCAGGGGGCCCCAGGAACACCAACGAGACUGUGUGGGUGUAUGUGUGUGUGUCAGGUUCAGAAGUGACUGGUAGAUCGUAGGGCCCGACCGAUUCAUCGGCCGGCCGAUUUAAUCGGCCGAUUAUAGCCUUUUUGAAAAUAAUCAACAUCUGCCAAAAAGACGCAGAUUACAACCGUUUUUUUUUUUUUUUUACAAAUGUUAUUGCGCUUAGUAUCCUGCAGAUUGCGCUCCUACUCGCCUUGCUAACUAACAACUUUAGCUGGAGUAAAAAAGAGGAGAUUGAAUUUUACCGUACAACAUGAAAGCACGCUCGCUCAGGCAGCUGCGCGCUCACCUCACCAAUGUACACAAGACGCGUUGUUUGAGCAUGUUGUGCCUGUUUUUCUUUAGGUCCCAGGCCAUGUUAAUUUGUUAUACUGUAGACUCUAACGGUGAGACCAUACUGCUCAGCACGCACGUGUUAGUCACUGCUCACCAGCGCAGCACAUUGGGAGUUAGUUAUUUAUUUUACAUUUUACAUUACACUCAUUUUUUACUGUAAAUGUAUUCUAAAACACUCAAAGGUUCUGCAUUCAAUUCACAUAUUCGUCAAAAGUGUUUAAAGUAUAUUUAAGGUAUCAAAAACUAUGUUUUAUAGGCUUUUUUUUGUUUUGUUUUUAAUCGGCCGAUUAAAUCGUAAUCGUAAUUUUUCUCUGAAAAUAAUCGCCAUCGGCAUCGGCACUCAAAAAUCAAUAUCGGUCGGUUCCUAGCAGAUCGGCAGCCAACAGCCUCUCGUGAAAGUGUGAAGGUCAUGGCAUCACUCUGCUUCGUCAUGUUACUGUGGGUGCCUUCAACUCUAAGGAAGAGGAGCCUCUCUCUCUCUCUCUCGCUCUCUCUCUUCUCUCCCCAACACCCCCCCCCCCCCCCACACACACUACAGGGUCCUAUAAUCCCAGAUAUCCUCUAAUCGGGGCCGACUGCCUCACUAGAUUGCGACUUCUAUAAAUGAUGUAACCACUACGCCAUGUGCAUCCAUACGAAUGGUGGCAAGGCCGGGCCUAGAAGCCCUUUGAUUUCAUUCACGUGAUUGUAGUCAAUGAAUUGGACGUCAAGUACAAUGCAGAUGAAUUGUGUUUUUGCACCAUGUUCCCGACCAGAUUGAAUGUUUAUGUUUGACUCUCAACCAAAGUUUCUGGAUUUCAUCCCCAAUGUCCACAAUCCUCCUGUAGACAUCCUUGAGCAAGGUGUUCUACCUGCACCUUAACGACAAGAAUCGGAAUACACUGGACGUCACCUUGGAUGAAAGUAGCUGGGUUCGAAAUUGUUCCCUAUCACGGAUAUAAUGCAACAUAUAAGGUGCUCGCCAUUUUGCAGUGGUGUUCGAAUUCUCAGUGGUUAAUUUAAUUCACUAUAUAGCAGACAAUAAGAUACCCAGAAUUUAAGUGAUCAUACAAUGUUCCCUACAUGUUACUCCCGUAUACCACAAUGCAAUGUGGUCGGUUCUCUAAACGCCAUUCACUGACGCAAAUGACAUUUAGAAAUGUUUAGCGUAGUGUCCGAAUUCUUGUUUGUUCAUUCACUAUAUCAUAAACACUAUAUAGGGAUUAGUGAGUGAGUGAAUAGAGAAUGAUUUCGAACCCAGCUAGUGUCUGAUAAAUGUACAUUGGUAAAUGUAACAUGGGUAAAUGCAAUUAGGCUCAAUAUUUUUUAUUAAAU